UUUAUGAAAAAAUAAAACAAAAUUACAAGGAGAUGAUUUGUUCUUCUAGCUUACGCGUGUCCGGUUCCGGCAGCGGCACCAGAAACAGUCCAUCUCCACCGGCGAUUUCUGAUAAUUCCGAUGAUUCUCAGUCGCAGGUACGAAGGAUUAAAGCCAGCCCUCAGCUAAACCGGUGGUCCAGAGCUCGAAGCAUCCGGUCCGGCAGGAAACUAGACCGGUCCGCUGUCAGCACUGAAUUACGCGACAAGUCUGGUUCACCGGUUCGAAGUGAACCGGAAAUUGAAUUGCCUAAAGGUGAUAGCAGGUCCUGGUCGUCAGACGAUGAAAAGGAGGUUAAUGGUGGAAAACCGAUAUUUAUGGUGUCUGAUGGAACUGGAUGGACGGCGGAGCACGCCGUUAACGCAGCUUUAGGUCAAUUUGAUUAUUGCUUAGUCGAUCGUGUUUGCCCUGUGAAUACUCACUUGUUCUCUGGGAUUGAUGAUGUUGAAAAAUUAAUGGAGAUAGUGAAGCAAGCAGCCAAAGAAGGGGCAAUGGUUGUCUAUACUUUAGCUGAGCCUUCCAUGGCUCAAUUUGCCAAACAAGCAUGUCAACACUGGGGUGUAGCAUCUAGUGAUAUACUCGGGCCAAUUACAGAGGCAAUUGCUGGCCAUCUUGGUGUUUCACCUUCUGGCCUUUCUCGUUGGGCUCCUGAGAGGCAGAAAUCUCCUCUCAGCGAGGAAUACUUCAGGAGGAUUGAAGCAAUUGAAUUUACCAUAAAGCAAGAUGAUGGUGCCUUGCCGCGAAACCUGCAUAUGGCGGAUAUAGUUCUAACUGGUGUUUCACGAAGUGGGAAGACACCGCUAUCCAUUUAUCUAGCACAGAAAGGAUAUAAAGUAGCUAAUGUCCCCAUUGUCAUGAAUAUAGACUUACCAAGUACACUGUUUGAAGUUAACCCGGAAAAGGUUUUUGCUUUGACAAUAAAUCCCGUUGUUCUGCAAUCCAUCAGAAGAGCAAGAGCUAAGACUCUGGGUAUGGACGGAGAACUGAAGACCAACUAUUGUGACAUGGAUUACGUGAAAGAAGAAUUGGAAUACGCAGGCAAAAUUUUUGCGCAAAACCCUGUCUGGCCAGUGAUAGUUACGUCUAAAGCUAUUGAAGAAACAGCUGUUAUUGUUCUGAGACUUUACCAUGACAGAAAGAAUAGAUGUUCAAUGCCAAGAAUUUCCAAACGCUAUUAAACUGUGGUUCUCAAGCAUUGAUGUAUCAGAUCUCAAAGACAAUACUUGAAAUCCAAGACAUCUUCUUUGUGCUGGCAGAGUGCCAGAGCAAUAAACGUACUGCGGUUGCAACCUAUGUAUAGCAGGUGUUGGUACAUUUUGUUUGAUAUUGUAUAAUACUCUAUGUAGUUUGCACACAUAAUAGGUAAUGUCAACUCUUACUGUAUCUCAAAUAAUUAUUGCAACGAUAUCAACUUUGAAUAUAGCUAAUGUUGUUGCAUCUCCCGUA
Molecule: messenger RNA, 1485 nt
Organism: Solanum pennellii
Lineage: Eukaryota; Viridiplantae; Streptophyta; Magnoliopsida; Solanales; Solanaceae
Product: pyruvate, phosphate dikinase regulatory protein 1, chloroplastic
Exons: 3
Coding region: 33-1217 (394 amino acids)
Molecular function (GO): ATP binding; transferase activity, transferring phosphorus-containing groups
Source: RefSeq, a predicted model, not a curated record